Australozyma saopauloensis is the source of this 1584-nucleotide messenger RNA. RefSeq names its product hexokinase 1 (gene HXK1). The transcript has a single exon. Gene Ontology annotation, biological process: glucose metabolic process; carbohydrate phosphorylation; mannose metabolic process. Lineage: Eukaryota; Fungi; Ascomycota; Pichiomycetes; Serinales; Metschnikowiaceae. Bases 1 to 1584 code for a protein of 527 amino acids. The record is from RefSeq and is a predicted model, not a curated record. Gene Ontology annotation, cellular component: cytosol; mitochondrion. Gene Ontology annotation, molecular function: glucokinase activity; ATP binding; mannokinase activity.
AUGGAUUCAAGCAAUUCGCAUUUCCCCAGUGAGCCAAACUUGUCGCUGAGCUUCUUGUCUUCUGCAUUAAACUUUGAAACUGGGAAAGUACUCCGAAAUGGCCUUCUAGAACUUUCCCGCGGUGUCAAAACCGAUGUCAUCAACUCUCAAUCCUCUGCGAUGGAGGCGGACUUUAUGGAGGCCUUGGAAGAGGGACUGAAGCUCUGUAUGCUACCUCACCACAGUGUGAAGCCCACUGGUCUCGAGACGGGCGAUUUUUUGGUCAUAGAUUUGGGUGGACUGACGCUUCGUGUGGCAGUCAUUUCAAUCCAUCCGCACUCUGGCCUUGUAGAUAGUUUUGAGAAUGACAAUCCUCUGGAAUUAGCGCCGCGUUUGAUUGCACGAGGUUCGGACUCUUCAGUGGCCCGUCGGGACCGUAUAGAGAUUGUGGUCUCCAAAAAAUGGAAUAUAUCCAACGCUUGUAAGGUCGUGGACGCCCUGUUCUUCGAGCUCAUAGUCUCCAAGAUCUUUGAGACGCUUCAAGACCAGAGUGUCAUUGCUCUUGAUAAAACAAUUGUUGUGGGCGUGACCUGGUCCUUCCCAUUGGAGACCUGUUCAUACAAUAGUGCCCGGAUCCUGCUGAUGGGGAAAGGGUACGAUCUUACGCCUGAGUUUCGAGGCGCAAAUAUCAAAGAAAUCAUAGAAAGCACCAUGACCAGGCUUCACGGGAUCAAACUAGAAAUUGGAGCAGUCGUCAAUGAUUCAUUUGCUGUUUACGCUGCCGGGAAGUAUCUUGAUAGCACUACAGAGUUGGCAUUGGUAUUGGGCACAGGAUUCAACAUGUGUUAUCAGUUGACUUCAGCUUCUAAUUUUCAUGACAUCAAGAGACUUGAUAACGAGCCCGAUAUUCUUUUCAAUACUGAGAUGUCUUUUUUUGGGGUUGGACUUGUUGACCUGUUCUCGAGCAAGUACGACUACUACAUAGAUUCUCACUUCGGCGCCACCCCGAAGUUCAAGCCGCAUUUAAGUACAGAUCCCGCCACAAAUGCCAUUUUCCAGCCAUGCGAGCUUCUUUGCUCCGGUAGAUACAUUGUGGAGCUCGUACGGUUAGUGGUAGUUGACUUAAUUAAAGCUGGAGAGAUUUUUCCCAACCAAAAGAACCACAGCGCCACCUCCAUACCUUAUGAGAGCAUCACUGGAGAGUUUCUUUCUCAUUUGAUGGACGUUCAGGGUACAACAGACCUCGUAGAGCAGUACUUCGAUUGGGCUUCAGGGCUGGUUCUUGAGUCUGAUGUCACUAAGUUAAGAUCGGUAGUCCAGGCAAUUAUUCAGCGGUCAGCUGCAGUUGUAGCAGUUGCUGUCAUUGCAUCAAUCAGGCUCAUUACUCGAUGCAAUGGACCUUUCAGAGGUCUGGAGAUAACUAUUGGGUACAUUGGCUCAGUGAUCGAGCAUUUGGAUCACUUCCGAGAAACAUUGACGAAAUUUGUGAAUCUGAGCCCGACUCUCACUGAAUUAGGCAUUAGCAUCAAAUUGAGGCAUGUAAAUGAUAGCUCGCUUGUUGGCGGGGCCAUCGCAGCUGCAUGCAGCCUCCCUAGUCAUGAAUAG